Messenger RNA from Pocillopora meandrina, 6438 nucleotides. Lineage: Eukaryota; Metazoa; Cnidaria; Anthozoa; Scleractinia; Pocilloporidae. The record is from the annotation of a GenBank genome assembly.
AUGAGCAGCAUACACAUGGGUAAGGCACUUUCUAAUAUGAUAAGUACAUUCGACAUCAUGUUCCCUCCGGUUCAAGAGAUGGCGAUGGAAAAGCGUCCAUCGCAAAAGAUAGCCUUACCACAGCAUUCUGAGGCAAUAAAUCUGUAAUUCACUAAACUAAUUAUCACUGUUCUAUCGCUAAACCCCCCUCGAAUUUUGAUAGAAAAACUGAUCCUCCUUAAAAGCUUUAAGGAACUUUUCUCGCUCAUUGACAUUAUUACCCAUUAUGCUUUGUUUUUAAAUCGAUCUUUCUAUUUUUAUUAUUGUUCUUAUUAUUAGUGGUAGUAUUACUAUUUUUACUAUAUAUUAUUAUCGUUAUUAUUAUUAUUAUCAUUUUCAUUAUAAUCGUACCAUUUUCUUUUAUUCUUUUCUCCAAGAUGUUCUUGUCAGGAAAAUCUCCUACCGAAACCACAGCCACCACUUUCGUCUGGAGGAACCUACGGGAGAAAAUCUCCUGAUCAUUCCAUCGGCAAAUUUGGACAAUGGUUUGAAAAUUUAAUUUUUUUAAUAUGCGGUGUUUAGACGUUUUGUUCUUUUAUCAAUCCAUAUAUUCAUGUGUUCAUUUCGAUUUUUUUGUUGAUUUAGCAUAAUUUUCCACAAUUCGUGAAAUUGUUACAUUUUUAUUUCUUUCCCAGGUUCAGUGAUACUCGGAGUGAUAUAUAAAGACCUCCAUCAACUAUUUACUAGAAACCAACCAGAGAACAGUACCCUGAACAAUCCAAGGUCUCCCAGAUCUGAAUUAUACUUACUUUUCACAUCUUUGUAUACAUAAACGCUUAUUUAAUUUCUUCAAGCCAAAAACUGGGGGUUUUUAAGCUAAACAAUGUAUAUUUAUUUGUUUUAUUUAUGCUUGGAAAUGUGCAUUUGAAGUUUAAUAAUUCUGACUUUUUAAUGUUCCGAAAUAGAGAAGUCAACUCCAUUAUUAUGGCUGCCACAAUAAUUCCUUCGCCCACGAAACUACAGGAAAAUAUAACUUUGAAGUUCAAAAACAUGAAGGUAGUAUGAGAUAUGAUUUUCUUUUCAUGAUAAUUUUUACCAUACCGUGUCUUUUCUGGUUGAGAUCGAGUCACUGUCUGAAAUGAAACUCGCUUAUUUUUAGCCUACCUGCGUUGCUUAUGAAUUCGGAUUUCGUUAGAUUUCGAUAUGUAGUCCACAAUGCGUUAUGUUAUGUAUCUUUCAUGAAUUAUGUUUUUUUGCUAUUAUUCCAUGAUUUUAGUAUGCAACUAACGAGAAAAAGUGUAUGUUCUGGAACAUGUUCGAUGAGAGGUAAAUAUAGCUUGAUUGUCUCUCUAGCAUUUUUUUUCUUAUUCAAGUUAUAUCAUGAGGCUAGCAUUGGGUUGAUUAAGUGGGAAUAAUGCAUGAUUUAUGCUUACCAGUUUCUUCUCGGUCUGAUGCGAUCACUUAUAUCUGAAUGAAGUCAAGCUACGAAAGAGUUCUAGUAAGCUAAAUCGUGGAGCCCUCUGUUCAAAUUUUUCACAUGAAGCUCUCCACGCGUGAAGAACAAAUUUUGAGAAAUAGUGAAUGCAUGCAAGUACUUAACCCUUUAACUCCCGAGAUCUCACUAGUAAUUCUCCUAAAUGUGUGCCAUACAGUUCUUGUGGUGUUAGUUUGUAGAAUUUUGUAUUGCAUCAACUCAAAAUCCUCUAACUGAUAAUCUUUUUUAUUCUCAUCACUUGUCUGCUUGAAAUUGUAUUGAUAUUGUAAGGAGAAAUUCUGUAUUGGUCACUCGUAGGAGUUAAAGGGUUAAAAGGAUCAUCGUCAAACAGUCAAAGUUUGUCACCUCGAGUACUUAUCAAUAUUAUUGGAUAUGGGGCUCCGUCCCCAUGACUUGCACUAGAGUCUUGCUUGAUCGAUAAAUUAUCUAUUUUACGUUUCAGUUCCAUUGGCUGGUCAGGAGAAGGAUGCUACGUCAAAUCUACUGAUGCAUACCAAACAGAAUGCACGUGCAAUCAUUUGACUCAUUUUGCUGUUCUUCUGGACACAUCAACUGGAACAGAGACUGCCGAUAUAUCAGAGGUAAGUGUCACCACAACGCCUGCAACUCCCCUUUACGAUAAUAUCUGCUUGUAUAUUCAAACAAAUACGUAUUAUUUUAACAUUUUAGUUUUUAAAGUAGAAUAAAACUUGAUUAAAUUGAUGUAUUUAGAUUUGUAAAUCUUUUGAAGUAUUGUUAUUGUUUAUAUUUCCCCUCGUUAAAGAAAGACGAAAAGAACUUGGAAAUUCUAACAUACGUCGGGCUGACCCUUUCUGUUAUUGGUAUCACAUUGACGAUAAUCAGCUAUCUUACUCUCACGUGAGUAAAGUGAUUAGAAAUUAGAAAUGUAUGUCAGUCAGAACAGUAAAUAACUGAUCGAAAAAAGUUUGCACAUACGCUGAGUUCUGUCAAUGGACAAACAGAAGUGAUAAUCGUGCAGUACUAACCGGAUUGCCCAUUGUUUGCUUACUUCUUCGAGUUCUAUGAUGACGAGAAGACCUAGAAUCAUUAUCCUUAACAACAUACCUAUCUUAACUUCUACAAAAGAAAGAAAGGGUAAAAUUUUGGAAAAUAAAGGGAACCAACAAUCACCUUCAUUGUUAAUAAAGAAUAUCUCUUUUAUGUCUUUUUUAAAUGUUUUUUCCUUUCUUUUCUUUUCCUUCUAUUUUUUCCUUUCGUUUUUGUUGGCGUGCCAGAGAUAUGAGAGGACCUUUAUCCCAGAUUCGAGUGAGUCUCGUCACUUCUCUUGGUGCAGGACAAAUCAUGUUUCUCGCCGGGAUUGGAGCGACUGGGAACAAGGCAAGAAUUCUGUGGAAAUUGAAAUAUUUACUGUCCAGAAACGAAGAGGCCAAUUGACACGCAGAAGACUGCGAUGAAUAUCAACUUCGAAGAAAAUGAAACUAACGCAAUUUAAAGGCUUUUCGAACAGUUUUAAGUACUUUGAUUUUUUUUUUUUGGUCGAAUAUCAUUUUUCUUGUAUUUUAGUGAAAAUGGCUUUUAUGAUGAGCGGUGCGUCCCCGAAAUCUCUCUAGGCUUCUGGAUCGGUCAGUUUGCAACAGGAGUCAAGACGACACGCCUUAUCAAUAUUUACGAUACAAAUCAAUCAUGGCGUAUGUAUCAUUAAGGCAAAUUGCAAAUUAACAGAACUUUCCUCUUUCGCUUUCCAUUUUCCCAGGGAGGUUGCCUUACAGUGGCAGCCCUUAUGCAGUAUUUUUUGAUGGCUGCCUUUUGUUGGAUGCUGGUCGAGGGAAUUUACCUCUACCUGUUUGUUGUGAAAGUUUACAACGUUGGCGACAAAUUAAGAAUGUGCCAUGGAAUUUCAUGGGGUAAGGUACUCUGUGGCUAUUAAAAUAUUUAAACACUUUUAAUUACCACCCUUUUGUGUUUUUACAAUAUAGUUACCUAUGUCUCAUAAGUCCAACUAAUUUAGGUAGCAGUUUCUUCGAACGAUUUGUCUUCGAUUCUCGUUCACACCAUAUUAUCUGUGCGUCCUUGUUCCGUAGGGACCCCUCUCCGAAUUCAAGAAUACGGGGCCAGGAACAUAAUCUGUUACUUAUAUUGCAUACUUCAGUCCUAAAUAUCCCUGAAUAGCGGUGCUUAAGAUUAAUAUCCAAUGUCGAAAGGGAAAUUCUACCCUUGACGGGUGGGAAUAAGUUUCAUGUCUGAUUUUUUUAAUCCUGUAGGCCUUCCCGCGCUCAUCGUUGCCAUAUCACUAAGUAUUGCAGCUGGAAAAGAUGGGAUCGAAAGUUUUGUGGCUGAUAAAUAGUGAGGAGAAUUUCAUUCUACUGGUCUAAUGUCAUCCCACCCAGCUUUCCAAGAAGUGAUCUGACGCAAGUAUUUUGGAAAACGAGCAACUAUCUUGUUAGAGCUGAACCAAAUACACGUGUGGAUUAAAAUAAUUAUUAUUUUCCGUUUUUAUGUAUUGGCUUACUGUUAUUGUGUUUCGAGAUAGAAAACCUAAAAAUUCUGAGUCUGAAAAUCAAUUUUAAAUCGGAUUGUUCAGGCUGCAAUUAUGGAUUCCAUCAGUCAAUAUUCUACAGAAAAGGCGCGAUCAACGCUUUCAAUGUGUGGAAAAUCCAUAUUGGUAUGUCAAGUAGUCAUUGACAAACAAAGCAUCUAUUUAUAGUUUUGUUUCCUUUUCGUUUUUUGUGUUACUUUGUUUAUUUACUAUUAUCUUUUAUUUUUUUUUCAUUAAAGCUGCUGGAUGUCUUCUGCCAAUGGCCUGAUCUGGAUAUUUAUAGUAUUUGUUGUGCUGAUUGAAUUUGUGAGUGAAAAUAACCAAGAUUAUCAUUAUCGAAACUAAAAAAAAAUCUUUCAUGGGGCUCAUAUAGGUUUAUUUCCUUCUUUAAGUUCAACAUUCUGAUCCUCGGGCGGGUUAUCAAGGAGAUGGUGACUAUGCAACAAGAGAAGGACAAACAUAGCGAGCAAAUAAGGUAUGGUCUCCUCCAUAAAAGGAAAUCCGGUUUCAGGAAUAUUGGGUCUUUGAAUCAGCUCCUUCUCUUAAAACGACAAUCUGGAAUCUAACCUUUUCACAAAUCUACUGAGGAAGAGUCCGAAAUCCGGAACAGUAACAACGAGAAACCAUCUUGAUAGAAUAACUACCUAAUAGUGCUUUAUUGUUGUUGUUGUUUUUUAUUUUGUUUUGUUCUGUUCUUUUCCAGACUUGGUGUCAAGGCAUGCAUAGUUAUGAUUCCUCUGCUGGGGAUCUCGUGGUUAUUUGGUUUAUUGGCACCAUUACAUAAAGCUUUCGCCUACAUCUUCACGAUCCUCAACUCUACACAGGUAAGAUGUAGAUAAAGGUCGGUGGAGAUCAAAAGAUGUUAUAUUCUGUCAGAUGCACAAUCCCGGGAACCUUGGGAUGGUGUUAUGUUGAAUUCAUUACUCUGCCAGCUCAGUGGUUUAAAAAUUGUUUAAAUCUGGUGAAAUCAUAAUCAACUUAUCAUCAUCAUAAUGAAAAAACUUCUCACUUCUAUUUAAUUCAACAGGGUUUCUUGAUCUUUCUUCUUCACUGCGUGAGGAACAGUGAGGUCAGUGAUUUAUCGUUAAAAAUUGCAUCACAAUUUCUGGUAUUAUAUCGAUUUUUUUUAAACUACAGUGGAGACCAGGAAGUUCUAUUUAAUUUCGAUGUCAUAUCAAAGAAAUUAAGCCCUAGUUCGAAGGGCUCGUCCUUAGAUCCGGACUACCUGGACAAGCAAAAGCAAAAUGACAAAACGAAGCAAUGUAGGACCAAAAUUAUCAUUAUAUUCACUUGCUCUGAAGGGUUUGAAGCUCCACACGUGCACAGGAGCUCCGCUCAAAUUCCCGUGUCUGAGGAUGGGGGUGUAGGAAGAAUGGAGAAAAGACAUGUGUUUCAGAUCGGUCUCUUUUACGGCGUAAAAUGUUAGAAUAUAAAGUUAAUGUUGAUAAUAUUUCCUAAGCGCAAAAAAGGAAGAAUUAUACGCCAUUUUUUUUUUCAUUUUAUAUCGAUACCUGUCUAGAUUAACUCCAGAUAGCUGAAUGACGUCAAAUUUAGUUGUGACUUGUAAAAACUAGCUGUUGUUGAAAGCCCAUACAUCACAAAGUCAAAGAAAAAAAGAGUACGACUUACAAACUCCUUGAAUGCAAUGAUGUGGCUAAUUUAACUUGCACUUUAUAGGUAAGGGCUCGUUUUAAAAGAAGGAUUCAGGCCAUCCUCCCAGCUGUGGAUGAUGGGACUAGUACAAAACGAACAUCCGUUGUGCCCUCGGAAGUAAAUGAGGAUUCCACAGCCAUUGCUGCGCCCAGAAAAAUAAAGGUUCAGCCACUGAGUGACGGCGAAAAAACUAAAAGAGUCUCGAGCAAAACCUCUGUGUAGUUGUCAAUUUGUUACAUUGUACAUAACAACUAUGACUUCGUAGUGCGGCAUAUACAAGGAAAAUGUUGUAAGUUAGGAAUCCGGCAGCUAAUUAUUUAAUACAAUAUCAGAAUAGAACUCUUACAGAAAAGCCACGAAAAAAAACCAAAACCAAAAAAAACCAAUAAUAGGGGAAGAAAGUCGUUAUCUCAAGUGACGAAAGUCCUAAUUUGUUUCAAGUUUUUUGAGCUGCUUAUGCCGAACCUUAAGUUGGCUUGUCAGUGCAUUGUCGGUGACCAGAGCCCUGUUUCUAUACAAGAAACUAUUGUACGUUUAGAUUUUGAUCUGCUAUUUGUAGAUGCAUAUGCAUUUUGAAUUUACUUCUGCUAGCUGAUAAUUACCAAACGUAGAGCAUUUCGUGUUAUUAGAAUGUUUAUUUAAUUGAUGGAUCCAUGGUAUGACAUUUGCAUCUGCUUUCAAAAAGAUGGAAACGGCCAACAUAUAAAGCUAGUAAUAAAAGCUCUCCGUGGAGAUUGAGACCAUAUUGAUCUUAGCAUGUCUCUUUACAGCGUAGGUCUGUUCUCCUCUACAAAAAAACACCUUCGGCGCCCAC